CUCCGUUGGCCAUCAAUAAACAGCUAAUGUCAGUUUAUGAAAGAAGCAGCCAUUUCCCAUUUGAGAAUAGGCUAAUCUACAGUUUGUGAAUAAUUCGUUAAUGUUCUUGGGUUGAAUGAAUCCUCAAUGUAUUGAAUCAGUUCACAAAACCAUUCUGAAUAAUUUGUUGCCGGAUCAAUUUCAACUCACUGAUUCAGUGAUCCGGUAGUCUCGCGUAGCCAUCCAUGGCAGCUGUCAUUGGCCAAGGCUCACCCAUGAGGCCGUUUGGCCGACAUGUCAAACAACCAAUCACAGUUUGCUGCGUUCAGCGUCACGUUUCGGGGCGUGUAAAUGUCGCCACAAUAACAGACCAGUGUGUAAAACUCUCGGACGUACUUUUGAAAAUCCAGCGUUUAGUUGACCCUGAUAAGCGCUUCUCGUCACAGCUGUAAACAUCACGGCUUUCUUCUUUCAUUAAAGGGGUCAUCGGAUGCCCAUUACACUGUAAAAAGUGAACAAAAUUGUUUCAACAUUUUUGGGCUUAGUGGAUAUGCAGGGAGAGACAGCAGAAGCAAUUGCGACAACACUGACGGAGUUUCUUGACAGUAUUGGUCUUGAUUUCAAGAAGUGUGUCGGCAUCGGAACUGAUGGCUGUAGUGUCAUGGUUGGACGGAAAAACUCCGUUUAUACUCGCCUUCUCAAAAAGAAUGAGAAACUGCAACUGCUUAAGUGCGUGUGUCAUUCAAUUCAACUUUGUGCCAGCAAAGCCGUUGAAACACUGCCUCGCAAUCUCGAGUUUUUAAUUUCACAUUCACACAAUUGAUUUUCUCACAGUGCGCAGAGGCGCAGAGAAUAUGCCAAAAUUUACCAAUUAAUCAACCCCGGUGAAACGCCACUGAUGCUAGUGCAGCUUUCAGGCACUAGAUGGCUCUCCAUAUAUGACUGCUGUGUUCGUGUACUAAAGCAAUGGGAUGAGCUGAAGUUACAUUUUCAGCUGUGCAAAGAUGCAAAACGAUGCUAUGAUGCAGAAGUACUCUACCAGAUGUACUGUGAUCCCUUGAACAAACUGUACCUGGAGUUUCUUAUGCCCAUCUUACAUGAGUUUUCUAGAGUCAACAAAUUGUUUCAACUUGAAAAUGGGAAUGCAUUCAAAAUGCUGGACUGCCUACAGUCAUUUUUUCGUACACUUAUCUCAAGAGUAAUCACACCCAGUGCCAUUCCUCCUUCUGAUUCCAAACUCCUUGAUGUCAAUUUGAAUGACACAGCCAAUCAUCUGCCCGUGUGUGCUGUUAAUUUUGGUGUGCAGUUUUCUAUUGCUCUUGGUGAAGCAAAGCUUGACAGCACCAUCGAAACAAAUAUGAAGAACAGAUGCCGGGAUUUCCUUCUGGAAGCAGCAAAGCAGGUGCAGAAUAGGCUCCCUGCAAAUAUCAAUACCUGGAAAUCCAUGACAUCAUUCAGCCCAUCAGUGAUUCUAUCACAGAACAAACCACAGUUAGCCACAGUAUCCAUGCUGAAAAUGUACACUGGUGAUCUCGGGGCCCUGGAUGCACAGUAUCAGGCAAUCAACUUCCAGGAGUGGAAAACAAAGGAUGACUGUCAAGCAGUUCUUAACUACAAGGACAGUAGUGGGGAGCAGUGUUUUAAAGAUCUGGCCCUGUUUGCACUGUCCCUUCUUGCAAUGCCUUUGAGCAAUGCUGACGUUGAAAGGGUUUUUUCUCAAAUGAACCAUGUAAAAUCUAAACUACGGAACAGAAUGGGCCAGAAGACUCUCAGUAGCAUAUUGUGCAUUCGCUACGGCCUAAGAAGACUCGGCAUUUGCUGCAAGGACUUUGUCACGAGCCAGGAGAUGUUGCAGCGCUUCAAUGUUGGGAUGUACAGAGAUGGAGAGGAGACAGGGGAGAUGAUGGACAGUGCAGCAGAGGAGCAGGAUGACCUUCUUUUGUAAGGUGAUCGGAGAUGAGUGAAGAGUGUGUGCCCUCCCACUUUGUUGCAGUUUGCUGAUUUUUGUUCUGUUUGUUUUGUUUUUGCUUUUCAAAUAAAAGAGUGGUUUCAG
Onychostoma macrolepis is the source of this 2032-nucleotide messenger RNA. RefSeq lists its product as uncharacterized. The coding region runs from base 878 to 1924 and encodes 348 amino acids. Lineage: Eukaryota; Metazoa; Chordata; Actinopteri; Cypriniformes; Cyprinidae. The record is from RefSeq and is a predicted model, not a curated record. Gene Ontology annotation, molecular function: protein dimerization activity. The transcript is spliced from 2 exons.